AUGGCUACUGCAACAUCGAAAAACUUUUUAAAAAGUAAACCACCAUCAAUUGAUGUUCAUCAUGAUUAUCCAACAACUUCAUUAAAUACAGAACAUUUUAUUGAUGAAAGGUAUCCAACAACAUAUCUUGAUACAAUCCCAUCAUUAAUGCUUGAAUAUCCACGAUCGAAACUUAAUAAUCAACCAUCACGUUCUCGUCAUAGUCUUCGUUUUCGAACUCAACCUGUUACUUUAACAGAAAUUUACGAAACAGAAGAAGAAAAUAAUAUUGAAAAUGAUAAUCAACAAGAAUCAAAAACAAAAGUAUGCAAUAAUAAUUACAAUCAUUUAGGACAUUGGACUUUAAUGGAUAAUAGACAAUGCACAGGAAGGAAAAAAAUGUCAUUAAAAUAUUUUCUUAAACAACAACCACUCAAAACAACACAAGAAGAACUUUGUGAAACAGAUGAGAAUUAA
Rotaria sordida is the source of this 456-nucleotide messenger RNA. NCBI's taxonomy places the organism in Eukaryota, Metazoa, Rotifera, Eurotatoria, Philodinida, Philodinidae. The record is from the annotation of a GenBank genome assembly.